AUGAACGGUUCGAGCUCCAAGGAUCUAAGGCUCGAUUCACCCCCGGCACAAAAUCCCCAUUGUUUUCCAGAGACCCAUUCUCCCGAUAUUCAUGAUUUCGGCACGGGGGACUCAUAUCCCUCUGCUGGAAAGCUCCCUAAUCUCGACUUCACCCCCACGAAUGAGGGAUCGCUCCUUGGGAGUAUCCAUACCCGUAUUGCCGCCCUUCGCACCUCCUCCGCUGACACCCAGAACCGACAUUCACAAGCCGCCAACACGCUGGUCCCGGCGGAACCCGACUGGGGCGGUAUGAGAACGUCCACCAAAAACUCCUUGUGGAACUCGACAGGUUUUUUCGCGGAGGGGGAGACAGCAUCCCAAUUGCUACGGUAUAGAGAGAUGUUUGCUUUUCUGUCGCAGCGUCAUGCUGAAGCACUCGCUUCGAAUUGCUUGGACAUGGCUCAGGAUCUUAUUCGACGUGGGCAAAUAUCGAUAGCUGCUGUUAGAAUCAUAGGUCAUAGAACCCAGAAUCUCUAUAAUAAUAGUGUGGCACAUGGGUGUCUUGCUCGUAGUUCGAGUGAGGUUAGUAUCUGGGGUUGGAAGCCCUGGCGGGAGAUGGCUAUGGCUGAGAAGAUCAGUGAACGGAGGAGGAAAAGAGCCGCUAUGGAGCGAGAGAAAAUUAGGGAAAAGUCCGUGAGGAGAACCCGGCUCUACACUAAAAUUGAUGGCGAGACUUUAUCAUUGAGACAUCUAGACAUCGAUUCCCAGAAUGAGCUAGAUUGUGAUGGGUCUUUGGGUGGUGCAGGGUUAAGCCUAUGUUCCGAGAACGUGGAUUACUUUGAUGACAGAAAUACGUAUAUCUCACGCAGUAGUAUAGAUCAGGGGAGUUCUAAAGGCACCUCAUCCUCAAAAUCUAGCAAAUCUGACCUAGGAAAUGAAGGAUCUACGGGGAUCUCAUCUCCAGACUUGGGUAACUAUCUUCCUGGAGGUGAAGGUCCUUCAACAGAUGGGGCCAGAGAACAAGAAACUAGUCCGGACGUUUCAAAAGACCAAGAUGUCCCAGUAGGUUGGAAAUGGCUCCCACGAACUGAGCCUGAAAUCCAGUGGCAUCUGCCAGUAUAUAACGCAGAUGGUUUUGCCCUCCCCCGGAACGACGGAGGCAUUGGAUCGAUAGCACCAACCGUUCGGAGUCCUAGUGUUGCUUACGGAGUAAUACCCACAACUUCCGCUGUUGCUUACGCAGGCGAUUCGUUUCUUCAAGUACAAACCAUCAACGAACCAUCUAUGAUCGGAUUAAAACUCACCCCACAGAUAUCACCAAAAUCAGUCUCCCCAUAUGUUUCAUCUGUAUCAGGAAAUGAAACAUACGAGUCGAGCAUACCGACUGCGUCUGAUAUCUCUACUUCUAUGUCCCUCGACUCUCCAACUUCUUUUAAUAGAAUACUUUUUGAGCGCAGAAGGAAACCGCCAGGGACCGAUUCUAAUUCGGACAGUACGGUUGGCGCCUCCAGAGCGCGCAACCACCUCAGGAAAAUGAAAACUGCAUUCAAGUCUAUCCCCCUCACAAAGAUACAUUUCCCCUGGUCUAGCUCGGAUGAGGAAAGCGGGGCAGGAGCUGUAGGGUUGAGCGGGGUGCAGACAGACUCCACCGAUUCUUCCUUCGCUACUGGCUCAGAACAAUCUUGGCCACCGGCCAACAGCAUUCCUCCCGGGUUUGGCCGGGUUCCACCUCCUCCCCCACUAAGAGAGUUUAUGCCCUACGUUGAACCUAGUACCCCAGAAACUCGGAUACACUCCCCGCACCCCAGACUGAUUGACAAGUCGCCACCACACCCUGGCAUGAGAAUAGACUCGAUUGAUACUUCUGUUUCUGGCUUUAGCACUUGGAGAGGAAUGUCGAUAACUAGGCACAGAGAGAGUGAUCCUUUGACCAGGACAGAGAAGGAAUACCAGGAACUUUUAGCAUUGCUCAAUGAGUUAAAACGGGAGCUACGGAUGAGGAGGAGAAGGAGAGGCAAGAAAAGUAACGAAGAUAAAUAA
Messenger RNA from Morchella importuna, 2019 nucleotides. RefSeq lists its product as uncharacterized. The record is from RefSeq and is a predicted model, not a curated record. NCBI's taxonomy places the organism in Eukaryota, Fungi, Ascomycota, Pezizomycetes, Pezizales, Morchellaceae. The transcript has 2 exons. The coding region runs from base 1 to 2019 and encodes 672 amino acids.